Messenger RNA from Lactuca sativa (garden lettuce), 8323 nucleotides. The record is from RefSeq and is a predicted model, not a curated record. Lineage: Eukaryota; Viridiplantae; Streptophyta; Magnoliopsida; Asterales; Asteraceae.
AAUUACACUCUAUCGUCUCUCAGCAUUUCACGGAUCUCUACAUUCUUUGAUCUCUCUCUUUCUCCUUCAGAUCAUACAUUUUUGGCCUGUUCAACUUCCCCCGAAAUUAUCUUCUUACCUAUCUUCUUUUACCCAUUAUCAUCCUAGGCUUUAUGAUUUAUUUGUAAAAAUAGUUUUGAAUCGAUUUUUGCGUUUUAAAGAGGUGAAAAUGAUGGAGUGUUUUGCACUGAAUCUGGUGUUUUUCAAUAAGAAGUGAAUGUAAAUUUGUACAAAAAAAGGGAGUAUUUUUGCAAGAAAAUGUCUCCGGUCAAAUUCCUGUUCACGUUCCUCUUUGUAUCAGUCAGUAUAUGGCUCAUAUUACUAUUUACUGCCAGGUUAGUUUCUUCGAUUUUGAGCCGGGUCCUGAAAGCAUCCGUGGGAUUUAGAAUUAGUGGAUGGAGAUGUUUGAGGGAUGUUAGGAUCAAGUUUGAAAGGGGCGUUGUUGAAUCCAUUUCGGUUGGUGAAAUCAAACUUAGCUUACGGAAAUCCUUGGUUAAACUGGGGGUUGCUUUUAUUUCUAGGGACCCAAAACUGUUGUUCGUGAUAAGCGAAUUAGAAGUUGUUACAAGGACUGCAGAAAAAACCACAAAGACAACGAAAUCAUGCAGACCAAAGACUUCUUCUGGAAGCCGCAAACCAGGCAAAAAGUUGAUGGUUAUUGCUAACGUAGCAAGAUUCUUUUCUCUUUCUGUGAGAGACUUGGUUGUGAAGACACCGAAAGCUUCUCUAGAGAUUAAAGAUCUGGGGCUUGAUUUGUCUAAAGAUCCAGGUUCCAAGCCUUCUGUGUAUCUAAAGUUGCAAAUGUUUCCUAUUGUUAUCCAUCUGGGUGAUAAUAUAUCUUGCUCCAAGGGCAGCGAAAGCUUACGUGUAGGGGAUGGAUCCACGAUACACAAAUCCUCUGCUAAUUUUAUUUGUGAAGAAUUUGGUCUCUUGUUUGAGUUUGGCCAUCACAGAGAAAUGGGCGUCUCCAUUAAAAACAUCGAUAUAUCUUUGGGAGAAGUUAGUGUAGACCUAAAUGAUGAUUUGAUUUCGAAAAAAAAGAAGUCAUUAGACACUCAUGAUGAUGAACCUGUACAAUCUACCACUACCACUACUGACUCUGACAUUGCAAAGAAGCAACAAAAGAAACAAGCAACAUUUGUGACCAUCACAAAGUACACUUCUUUGUUCCCCGAGAAGGUUUCCAUCACUUUGCCAAAGUUGGAUGUGAAGUUUGUACAUAAAGAGCAUCAUAUUGUCAUGGAGAAUAACAUCAUGGCUGUCCAGUUUAAGAGCAUUAAAUCUCAAUUUGUUGAGAAUGUUGGCGAAAGCACAUGUCUUGAUCUUCAAUUAGAAUUCAGUGAGAUUCAUAUUCUUAAAGAAGAUGGAAGAUCUGUUCUUAAUUUAUUCAAGCUUGCUGUUGUUUCAUUUGUUUAUAUUCGGUCACAGCCAACAUCACCAAUCAAAUUAGAAAUUGAUGUUAAGCUGGGAGGUACACAGUGCAACAUAAUUAUGGCAAGAUUAAAGCCACUGAUGCUACUGCGGCCCCCAAAGAAGAAAAAGGAAGGGCCAAAAGAUGAAAGUGCCAAUCCAGUAAAGGUCGAGUCAAGUGAUGAAUCUAAAGUCAUUAUAUGGACAUGCACAUUCUCAGCCCCAGAAACAACCAUCGCACUUUUUAAUUUGGAAGGAUUGCCAGUCUAUCAUGGUGGCUUGCAAUCUCCACGUGUGUUUGCCAACAACACAUCUAGUACAGGCACCAUAGUUCAUUUUGAACUUGAUGAUUUGUAUCUGCAAAUGGCCAACGAAUAUCAAGAAUCUUUGAAAGCAAGCUUUUUUAUUGUGGAAACAAACACGAUUUCAGUGUUGCAUAUCACCAAAAUUGUUCUGGAUUUCGGAAAAAAGGCAAUAGAUUCAGUUUCUCAAGAUGGGUCCAACUUAAAAUCAGUCCUCUCAGUUGACAUAACAGGUAUCGGUAUGUGCUUGACAUUCAACAGUGUCCAAUCCUUAUUAUCUACUGCUUUAAUGUUCAAGGCAUUACUGAAAAGCCCAUCUCCAACUGUUAAAACAUCAUCUUCUUCUUCUAUGCAAAGUGAGGCAGCUCGUCCAAACAAGUCAUCAGGGAAAGGGAUCCAAUUAGUAAAAUUUAACCUGGAAAGGUGUUCGGUGAAUCUCUGCAGUGACGUAAGCUUGGAUAACGUCAUUGUUGAUGAUCCAAAACGUGUGAAUUAUGGAUCACAAGGUGGCCGUGUUCUUAUUAGUGUUUUACCUGAUGGGACUCCUCGUACUGCAAAAGUAGCAUCAACAGCUUCCGAUGAUUGCAAAACGGUAAAAUAUUCGAUCGGGCUCGAGAUUAUCCAUCUAGGAUUGUCUAUAAACAAGGAGAAACAGUCAACUCAGGUGGACAUCCAAAGAAUAAGAUCAGCAUAUCGGGAAAUUAUGGAAGAUGACAGUUUCGGCACUAAAGUGUCAUUGUUUGACAUGCAGAAAGCAAAGUUUGUUAGGAGGGCAGGUGGCCUUAAAGAGGUAUCGGUUUGUUCUCUUUUCAGUGCCACUACGAUCACCGCCAGGUGGGAGCCCGAUGUUCAACUAGCAUUAACUGAACUCGGGCUACGUUUGAAGCUACUCGUUCACAAUCAUAAGCAUCAAGAACAACAAGACCUCACCACGGAUAAAUGUAGUAGUAGUAGUAGUAUAGAUAAAGAAAUUAAGAAAGAAGAGUCGGUAAAGAAAAAAGAAUCUCUUUUUGCGAUUGAUGUGGAGAUGCUUACGGUGACUGCUGAAGCUGGAGAUGGUGUAGAGAUGAUGAUUCAGGUUCAAUCAAUUUUUUCUGAAAAUGCACGCAUAGGUGUACUUCUUGAGGGACUAAUGCUGAGUUUUAAUGCAGCAAGAGUGUUCAAAAGUGGUAGGAUGCAACUUUCCCGCAUUCCUAAUGCCUCUGAUCCGGCUGUUAAGUGGGAUUAUGUGAUUCAAGGCCUUGAUAUGCAUAUUUGCUUGCCAUUUAGAUUGCAGUUGCGUGCUCUCGAUGAUUCAUUUGAGGAAAUGUUGCGAACUUUGAAGCUUGUAGCUGCUGCUCAAGAGAAAAUAAUAUUUCCGUUUAAGAAGAAAGAGAGCGAGAGUGGGAAACCGAAAAAACCCAGCUCUUCAAAACUUGGUCGUGUGAAGUUGUAUAUACGUAAGUUAACUGCUGAAAUUGAGGAGGAACCAUUACAGGGUUGGCUUGAUGAACACUAUCACUUAAGGAAAAAUGAUGCCCGUGAAAUGGCUGUUCGAUUGAACUUUCUGGAUGAUCUUCUUUCCAAAACCACCCAAUCUCCAGCCCAUGUUCCUCCUGUUCCUGUUUGUGAUUCUGAUGAUGAUGGCCAAGACAAGACCACAUCCACAUCAACAUGCGUGUAUGAUGCAUCGUCGCUUGAAAAAAUGAGAGAGGAACUCUAUAAGAACUCAUUUCGAUCUUAUUAUGAAGCAUGCCAGGCCCUUGUGAUAUCACAAGGAUCGGGUGCCUGCCAGGAAGGAUUUGAGUCAGGGUUCAAGUUUAGCACAUCAAGAACCUCUCUUUUCUCCAUUAUUGGCACAGCACUUGAUGUAACCUUGACAGAAAUUGAGGGUGGUGAGGCAGGGAUGAUACAACUUGUACAAAAGCUUGAUCCGGUUGCUCGAGAAUCUAACAUUCCAUUUGCUCGUGUUACGGUUGUACCUUAAUCUGCAGGCAGGCUCACUUGUGGCUCAGCUAGAGACUAUACAUAUCCUCUUCUUGCUGCAACUUUUGGUAAAUGUGAAGGUCGCCUUGUGCUAGCUCAACAGGCUACACCUUUCCAGCCCCAAAGUCUUCAGGAAGUGUAUAUUGGUAAAUGGAGGAAGGUGGAAAUGUACCGUUCGGUUGGUGGUACAACCCCACCAAUGAAAACAUUUUUAGAUUUGCCGUUGCAUUUUCAGAAAGGAGAAAUUUCAUUCGGAGUGGGGUUUGAACCAGUUUUAGCAGAUUUGAGCUAUGCCUUCACUGUGGCUUUACGCAGGGCCAAGUUAAGUGUUAGGGACCCAAAUCCCUUUGUUGUCCCUCCAAAGAAAGAGAAAAGCUUGCCAUGGUGGGAUGAAAUGAGAAACUACAUCCAUGGAAAAACCACCUUAUCUUUCUCCGAGAUGUUAUUUAACAUCCUUGGCACAACCGACCCAUACGAAAAAUCUGAAAAACUCCAAAUGUCUUCUGGGUAUAUCGAAAUCCAGCAGUCCGAUGGCAGGAUUUACAUUUCUGCAAGGGAGUUGAAGAUUUUUACAAGCAGUUUGGAGAGUUUGCUGAAAAACUCAACCAUCAAACCUCCAGCUGGCGCCCAGGGUCCUUUCUUCAUAGCCCCAACUCUCAUUCUUGAAGUUGCCAUGGAUUGGGGGUGUGACUCUGGCACACCACUUAACCAUUUUUUGUUUGCACUCCCGUCUGAAGGUGAAGCCCGUGAGUAUAUAUUUGAUCCUUUCCGAUCCACUUCCCUCUCCAUGCGGGUUAAUUUGGCUCUCAGACCUCAGAAUCAAUCACAGUCCAAAGAUACUUCAUUUGAUUCGCCUACUAUAAGUCUUGCCCCUCAUGAUAUUUCUUGGCUACUAAAGUUUGGGAAUUUGAAUUACCUCCCUCCUGUAAAACUGCGCUUUUUCUCUCGUUACCCCCGGUUUGGCGUCCCAAGAGUUGCUAGAUCUGGAAACCUGGCAUUAGAUAAAGUCAUAACAGAAAUUAUGUUUCGGGUUGAUUCAACUCCAACCCGUAUACGGCAUAUGUCUUUAGAUGAAAGUGAUAUAGCAAAAGGGUUGACUUUUAAGAUGUCAAAGCUAAAAUCCGAAGUGUAUCUAGGCCGUGGAAAGCAAAAGUUCACUUUUGAUAGCAGGCGCGAUCUUCUUGAUGUUGUCUACCUGGGUGUUGAUCUUCAUAUGCCUAGGAUAUUUCUGGAUAGGGAAGAUCCCACAAGUGUUAUCAAAGUUACAACAGCAUCCAAGAAUACCUCACAAGAAAAAGCUGUAAAUGAUAAUUCUGGUGGGUUUUUAUUGUCAUCUGAUUAUUUUAUCAUCAGAAAGCAAUCCCCCAAGGCAGACUGUUCACGAUUAUUGGCAUGGCAAGAAUCUUGCAAAAAAAGUAUAGAGAUGAAAUUUGGGGCAUCCAUAUGUAGACGUGGAAGUGAUAGUGAUGAUCAAGAAAGAUCCGACCCAAGUGAUGAUGAUGGAUAUAAUGUUGUGAUAUCUGAUAAUUGUCAGCGGGUUUUUGUGUAUGGCCUUAAGAUCCUUUUGGCAAUUGAGAACCGAAAUGCUAUUUUGUCGUGGGCUGCUGAGUUAGGUAAAGCAGUCGCACCUCCAAAACCUUCUCCUUCUCGUGUGUAUGCCCAGAGGAAGCUGCUAGAGGACCAAAAUGAAACUGACCACCCGCUUCAAGAAGAUGUCUCCAACACCACCGCUUCUACUGAUCAAACUGAAACUGCUUCACCUUCCAAACCAGAUCAGUCUCCAUCACCUUCUAAUAACGUACAACAUCAAACAUUUGAUGAUAUUGGUAAGUGCAAACCCACCUUAACAAAAAAUAUCUCGAUAAAUGAGGAUGAGGAGGGCACUUGUAAUUUCAUGGUAAAUGUUAUUGAGCCCCAAUUCAAUCUUCACUCAGAAGAUUUCAAUGGUAGAUUUUUGGUGGCUGCUUCUAGUGGGAGAGUUUUAGGUCGGUCAUUUCAUAAAGUUGUAAAUGUUGUAUUAGAGGCGAUUGAAGAAGCUGGUAAUGGUGAUGGUGAUGGUGAUGGAGGAUGUGUUCCUGAACUGAUAUGGAACCGGUCCGAGCUGUCUGUGAUGUUGGAACACGUGCAGGCUCAUGUUGCUCCUACUGAUGUGGAUCCAGGGGCUGGAGUCCAAUGGCUACCAAAGAUCAGGAAGAGCUCCCCAAAAGUAAAGCGCACUGGGGCUUUACUUGAACAGGUCUUCACCCCCUGUGAUAUGUACUUCCGCUUCACAACACACAAUGGUGGAACCGCAGAUUUAAAGGUGAAACCUUUAAAAGAACUCGCCUUCAAUUCUGAUAAUAUGACAGCAACCAUGACAUCUCGCCAGUUUCAUGUUAUUCUUGAUGUUCUCAACAAUGUACUCAUGGCCAGACCACCAAAGCCUCAGAAAAGUAGCAUUCCUAAAUCAGCAGAAGAUGAUGAAGAGAUGGAGGAGGAAGCUUAUGAGGUGGUGUCUGCUGGUAUUGAAGAGGUAGAACUAGAAAGAGUCAAACUUGAACAGAAAGAACGGACACAAAACUUGCUUUAUGAGGAUAUAAGGAACCUUUCUUUUCCAUCUGACACCGCUGUAGAUGUGCCCUCAGAAAAGGAAGGGGAUAUACUCGUCGUAACCACUGCCAGACCCAUAUUGGUGCAAAUGCUUAGGAAAGAGGUCAUUAAUGCACAAAAAUCCAGAAAGGCCGUGGCUGCUUCUUUGAGGGUGAUUUUGCAGAAAGCUGCAGAGCAACAGCUAAUGGAGAAAGAGAAAGAGAAGAAUAAAGGCCCGUCAUGUGCCAUGCACGUAUCUUUUCAGUUGAAGAAAGUUGCAUGGAGCAUGCUUCUCGAUGGAAAAUCUAUUUCAGAGAUCGAGAUAAAUGACAUGAUAUACGAUUUUGACAGAGAUUAUAAAGAUAUUGGUGUUGCUAGAUUCACAAUAAAGUGUUGUGUUGUGAAAAACUGCUUGCCUAACGCUAAAUCAGAUACACUUCUGGCCGCAUGGAAUCCUCCUUCCGAAUGGGGAAAGAAAGUCAUGAUUCGUGUAGAUGCAAAACUAGGCGCUCCAACGGAUGGUGCCUCGCCUAUUGACUUGUUCCAGGCCGAUGUUUACCCCUUGAAAAUACAUUUGACUGAGACGAUGUACCGGAUGAUGUGUGGGUAUUUCUUCACGGAGGAGGAACAAGACAGCCACCGGCGGCAGGAAGUUUGGAAGGUCUCGACAACGGCUGGUUUAAGAAGAGGCAAAAGAGGGAACGAGGCAACCAAGGAAUUAGAGGGAUCCUCUAAAUCAACCAUUGCUGACCCCUUGGCAUCAAAGAAAGGGAAAGUAUCAGGCCAUGAGUUAAGGAGAAGCUCUUCUUUUGAUAGAACGUGGGAAGAAAAUGUAGCUGAAUCCGUGGCUAAUGAACUUCUAGAACAAAUGCAAUCCUUAGAACAGGAAGAGUUGAGUAAACCUAAAUCCAAGGACUCAAAAACUUGUGCAAAAUCAUCAAAAACUGGAAAAGCUUCAAAACCUGUACAUGAAGAAAAGAAGGUAGGUAAACCAACUGACGGAAAGAAAGGCAAGCCUGAGGUGAUUAGAGAGUUUCAUAAUAUCAAGAUAAGUCAGGUGGAACUACUGGUGACUUAUGAAGGUUCAAGAUUUGCAGUAAGUGAUCUGAGGUUGCUGAUGGAUUCAUUCCACCGUGUUGAAUUCACUGGAACUUGGAAGAAGCUGUUUGCCAGAGUUCAAAAGCAUGUUAUUUGGGGAGUCCUCAAGUCUGUCACUGGAAUGCAGGGUAAAAAGUUCAAAGAUAAGUUGCAUAGUCAAAACAAAGAACCAAAUCUAGCGAAUGUCCCGACACUUGAUCACGAUAGCGACAACGAUGAUGGAGGCAAAUCGGACAAUCUUGGUUUAGCGUUUCCUAAACGGCCUGCUGCUGCUGAUGGAGCCGGUGAUGGAUUUGUUACCUCUGUUAGAGGACUAUUCUCGACACAACGCCGCAAGGCCAAGGCCUUUGUCCUUCGUACAAUGAGAAAUGAAGGAGAAGAAUCAAUGCCUGGCGAGUGGAGUGAUAGCGAGGAUUAUUCUCCUUUUGCUAGACAGCUCACUAUAACAAAGGCGAAAAAGCUUAUCAAACGCCACACCAAAAAGUUGAACUCACAAAAAGGUUUUUCUCUUGAUGGACUUCCAUUUUCACCAAGAGACGGGGCAUCGGAAAGUGAUUCUUCGAGUGGUGAUCCUUUUGAGGAAUACCUCGAGUACAAGGCUGCCCAAGAAAAAGCUGCCCAAGAAAAUGCUGCCCAGGAAAACACUCAUGUUGAAAAACCACCAUCCACACCGUAAUGUGGUGGCUAAAAACAACCCAGGUUCAUCAAUUCAACGAACCAUGUAGAUAUAGAAACAAAUUAUAGCUUCUUUAUAAUGGUGUAAAUGCAAUUUUGAUCUUUCUUUUGAUCUUAUUUAUGGGAGUUGUAUACGCGGAACAAAUUUAUAUGUUGUAGAUGUUCUAGUUACCAGGAGAUUUGACAGUGAUCAAGAGGUUCAUGAUUGUGUAUACAUGAAAUUUCUGUAUUUAGAAUCAAAAUAAAAGUGAAAUGUUUUAUGAUCA